Messenger RNA from Candidula unifasciata, 381 nucleotides. NCBI's taxonomy places the organism in Eukaryota, Metazoa, Mollusca, Gastropoda, Stylommatophora, Geomitridae. The record is from the annotation of a GenBank genome assembly.
AAUUACACAGUCCACAUCUGGAACCAUGAAGGUUGUCCAUUGGAGAAGAUGGUGCUAGGCGUGUCUGCACUAGGCAAUUUUGUAAAGCUGGUGUCCCCACAGACGCAUUUUGAACCAGGAGCUCCAAUUACAAAUGAUGUCCUACGUGGUGAUAUAUAUCUCAUUGAUGGUGCUAUGGCAUUCCCAGAGAUAUGCCGAAGAUAUGCAACGGGCCGUAAAUACUACGACAACAUACAGAAGAAUCCUUACAUGGUCCAGAAUUAUGAAUGGAUUGGUUAUGAAGAUACAGUCAGCCUGGGGGAAAAGAUCACGUACGUACGAUACAUGGGUCUGGCUGGAAUUAUGUUUAAUAACAUAGACGAGGACGACUUUAAUGGAUCG